GAUGUUAAACCAUCGAAUAUUUGUGUCGGACUGCAAUCCCAUCGACGAACAAUUUAUAUCGUGGAUUUUGGAAUGGCUCGGCAAUAUCGUCUUGGUGAUGGCUUAGUAAGGAAAGAACGAUAUUAUGCUGGCUUUAGAGGUACUAUGCGAUAUGUGUCUGUUACGGUGCAUGAAAGACGAGACCAGGGUCCAACGGACGAUAUUUGGAGCUUGUUUUACUCGCUGAUCGAGCUUUUCCAGGGUUCUCUACCAUGGACUGCAACGACGGAGCCGAAUGACAUCGCCAAAUUCAAAAUCAACGUUAAGUUCGAUGAGUUUGGAAGGUUAAUAACAAAAGUUGCGCAAAUUACAUUCUCUGAAAUUUGUAAAUCUCGUGACCUGUGGGAAGUUUUGCUGAAAAAAGAAAAAAGAGUGAUUUUCGCAUACUGA
This is a messenger RNA of Gongylonema pulchrum, 429 nucleotides long. Lineage: Eukaryota; Metazoa; Nematoda; Chromadorea; Rhabditida; Gongylonematidae. The record is from the annotation of a GenBank genome assembly.